Wallemia mellicola CBS 633.66 is the source of this 2529-nucleotide messenger RNA. RefSeq lists its product as hypothetical. NCBI's taxonomy places the organism in Eukaryota, Fungi, Basidiomycota, Wallemiomycetes, Wallemiales, Wallemiaceae. Gene Ontology annotation, biological process: retrograde vesicle-mediated transport, Golgi to endoplasmic reticulum. Bases 1 to 2481 code for a protein of 826 amino acids. The transcript is spliced from 2 exons. Gene Ontology annotation, molecular function: SNARE binding. The record is from RefSeq and is a predicted model, not a curated record. Gene Ontology annotation, cellular component: Dsl1/NZR complex; endoplasmic reticulum membrane.
AUGAAUAGUAUACAGUCCCAGAAGAAGCUGCUGGAUGGUAUUAACAAAGGACAGAGCGAUAUAAUAACCCUUAUUGAUGAUGUACAAGACAGAAACUGGUUGAAAUCCCUAGCAUUAAGCGCCGUUAGUUACUCUAUUGAUAUUCAGAAGACACUUAUUGAAGGCGCUAUCAAAUAUAAUGAAGGAAAUGUUGAACUGGUGGAUAGAAAAACUAAACUAGAAUUAUACGAUAUACUCAGCAUCUCUAUCAACCCAGUACAAGAAGAUGAUGACGAUGACGAUCCUUGGAAUAAUGACGAAGAAGAGAAGGAACCUGGCGAACAGCAACAGGUGAUAGAGCUGCCAAGGUUUCUUAUUAUGCCACCUGAGAGACUGGCUCUUGAAUUCGCUGCAAAGGGCGAAAUAAACAGACUAAACGUGCUACUCGAUAAAUACCCAGAUACGACCAACAAAUAUCAAUUUGCUAUACUCGAUGCAAUACCAAUCAGUGUACCACCAACGGCUUACUUGAAUAUAUUACCUUCUGAUGAGCAAGUCACUGAUUGGUAUAUUAACAGAGCAACAAGGAUGGACGCCGUUGGUAGGCAACUCGAUAAUGCUCUAUCACUUAUUCAACAUGGAGCUGCGCGCGGUGUACUAGGACUAGAUAAGAUUGGUGAAGAUCUUAUCUUACUUUUAAGGAUGGCAGAGUACAAUCAUGCUGUUGGAUUAAAAGAUCUUCAAAGUAUGUCCUAUGACGAUUCCAUUGAAGCUUAUAUGAUCGGAUCUACCCCUCAGGAUUUUUCAACAAGGAUAAAGAAAGCAAUUCUACCAUAUUUGUAUGUCCUUGAAUCACAAAACGAAAGAGAUACUGGAAUAGUUGACAAUGAGUUUCACGAACGUUUACUCACCGACAUUCUUCUUAAUGCAGGCGUUACAAAUGUUCUCAGUAUUUUGGAAGCCAGUAGACCUGAUUUAAGUUUAAGUGAGAGAGUACUCAAGGACGACAAAUAUGUCGUAGCUUUAGCCCUAGCUGCUAUUUACACAAACGAUCGCUCUGAUAUAUUGGAUAUAAUUCAACGCGUAUUCGAAUGUAUGCCAGCAUGGGAGGGUGGAUCUCCAACCAGACUUCGAAAUGUCGUGGACUUAAAGAAAGGAAGUGCUUCAGCUAUUGUGCAACAUUUGAAGAAUCUAGAAAUAGCAGAUUUAGGCUCACUCCUGGAUCAUUUGGAUAUACACAUAGAAUCAUUAGAAAUAUUAGCGAGGUGGUCAAUAAAUAUAUCUCUCCUACAGCUAGAACUGUCAGAUUACAAUCAACAACUCAACUGGGCAAAGACAUUGACACGAAGGAGUGUUGGUGUGUUAGGGGAGAAUAUUGAGAGCGGAUCAGAAUGGGAAGCCCUCUUAGAUGACAUGGUGAAGCUAUCUGACAACGAGGAUGGCCGAGCUCUUGGCUUGCUAGAGAAUAAUGUCGUCGUGAAGACUUUCUUCAGUGGAUUGCUUAACUCUGGUAAAUUCGAGUUAGCGAAAGAGUUACUAUCAUCUUCAGACUCGGCACUCAGUUCAUUGGAUAAGAAGGUAGUGACAGAUAUUGUUUUGGAGACUUCGCAAGAGUUCUUCGAUAAUGCAACAGAUGGGGAUUUGAGUUACGGCUACAUGAAAUUGUCAAACGAUGUUUUGGAUGUGGAUCAGGCGAAGUCGCAGACGAUAACAUCACAUAAGGAAUUUAUCUGGGCAACCUCAAAAUUAUGCUCGUACAACCUGAAAAAUAUCGAAGGAAUGCAAAUUACACCACUGGAAGUCAGAUUGGAAAGCAACAAAAUGGUAUUCAUCGAUAAAUUACUCAAUACUCGCAGAGAUGGAUACCAACAUCCAGACAGAAUAAUAUCGCUAGCUGUAGGACUGGAUGAUGCAUUGAGAUGCAAUAGUAAAGGACAAGUAGACGUUUUGUCAAGAAUUAUAGAUGCUGCUAUAAGGUAUCAAGAUUAUAAAGAAGCAUACAGAAUAACUCAAAGUGAGGACUUCCAGCAGAAGCUGACGUUAGCUCAAGAUGAGGAGGAUGCACGUUGGAUCUCUUAUUAUAAACUUGGCAUUGAGGAGAAAUGGAAGUCACACAAUGAGAGACUAAAUUGUUUAGCUCAAGCCAUGACACUGUGUCCAGAUACCAAGAUAGACAUGAUCUUAAGCGAAUGGAAGAAGCUAGAUAGUAACCUAUCGACAAUGACCGUCAACAUACCCGAAAAGAAGAAAGAGAAGGACGCCAGUGACGCUUUAGCCAGUAUACUUUCACCGAUUACAGUUGAAUCACAAACGCGUAAUUUGUUAUCUGGUGGAUUGCGAGCUUUAAAGAGUGUUGGCAGCGUUGCGAGUGCGUCAACAAUGUCAAAUUCAUCGUCACAGGUGCCCUCCUCUAGUGGACUAGCUCAGCAAAGAUCGUUCAAUCUAGGACUAGAGGAGAAGCUAACUAGAGGUGUCGGAUGGCUGAUAGGUGCAGAUGAAUAAAACGUAAAUGAAAAAGAUAAUAUGUAUUUUUAACUUGUUCGAUUAAGC